AUGCCGGUGGUGGCUCAGAUCGCAGUCUACCACCCACGCCAAAGGCGUGAGUCGACUCGGAGUUCUAGUCCCUUUGACCCUUAUCAUGGAAACCAGACGGGCCCAGACAUAAAGGGUAAAAGGAAAGCGUUAGGGAGCCCGGACUACUCAAGUCCUCAACAGAGUGACUCCAGGCAGCCAAACGAAAGCGAUUACCUCCAGCAUUCGAGGGAUGUUAGUCCGCAUGGUUCGCGUGACCAAUAUAUGCAAUCGCCAACACCUGCACCCAGAUCAGAUAAAGGCAGCACAUACCCGUCACCAAGUCCUCAUCAGUUGGACCAGCAGACCAGCAGGGAUCUACCUUAUCGCCCAAGCGGUGACACUCAUCAAUCGAGAUCCGGGAGCCCUCGAGGAAGCAAACCUGGGACUUCCAAUGAUCCACCCAGAAACCUCCCCGGAAGAAGUAACAAGCAGCUUAAAAUAACGGCUAACAAGCCUAUGUUAUCCUUGUUUAGUGCUAGUGAAACUCAUGAGCGCUGA
Molecule: messenger RNA, 519 nt
Organism: Nannizzia gypsea CBS 118893
Lineage: Eukaryota; Fungi; Ascomycota; Eurotiomycetes; Onygenales; Arthrodermataceae
Exons: 2
Coding region: 1-519 (172 amino acids)
Source: RefSeq, a predicted model, not a curated record